Molecule: messenger RNA, 1033 nt
Organism: Miniopterus natalensis
Lineage: Eukaryota; Metazoa; Chordata; Mammalia; Chiroptera; Miniopteridae
Source: RefSeq, a predicted model, not a curated record
CCAGACUGGUCCUAGGAACAUGGUCACCAGAGCCCAUGACAUAGCUGUCCUUGGGUCCUGCAGAACCAUUCUGGCCCUGUGGAAGGCGUUUGGCAUCCGGCGAGAGACCACAAUCAACGUCCUACAGCUGCUCAUAGGCAUCCUGGAAAACCCCUCCACAGAGGGAACGACAGAGAUGGCCCUGCCACCUGUGGCGGCAGUGUGUGCCUUGUGUGAGAUGCUCUCCGGGUCCCAGUGCCGGGUCGCCAUCCAGGAACUCUACCCCCGGGUGUUGCUGGCUGUGCUGUGUCAUCUCUACUGGGUGAUUGAGCAAAAUGCUCCCCAGAAGAUGGUGGUCUACAGGAAGGAUGGGGGUCCAGGCGGCAAGAGCAAGACCUUUGACCCUACUAGUUGUGCCCUGGAGGUGGUGAAGCUGGUGUUGUUGGCAGCUGCAUAUGAUGGUGUGGUGGUCUAUGCAGAUCAGCAUAAGUGCUGGAAUCUUCUGUCCUGCCCCAAAGUUUACUACAUAGGGAUCAUAGAACUGACAAGCGGCAUUGUGAAGAACUGUGAACCAGCCAUGCUGCACCGAAUUCUGAACCUUGCCAAGAACCUUCUCAACAGCUUAGAUAACCAUCAGAAGAUCCUGGCCAGGACUUUCUAUGCACAGCUCCUCUGGCACCGAUCAAUAGCUGAGACUCUGGGGCAAGACUUUUUGGGCAAUCUAAUCAAGUGGAUCAAGGAGCCCAACCUCAUCAUGAAGGAAGUUGGGCUCCGUGGAGUCAGUAACCUGGCACUACACCCAAGACAAUCAGAGUCUCUGAAGAGCCUGGUCCCACUCUUGCGAGACUUCCUGAAGAGUGAGGUGCGAGUGACAGUUCAGGCAGUGAAGGCUCUACGGAACAUCAUCUACCAUGGUCAGGGAGAGGACAUCAAGGUGGUCUUCUGCAGCAUCUCCAGGCAACUGCGUCCACUCAUCAAUGAUGUAUGGGCCUCAGUCCCUAGGAUCAGCUGGGAACAGUAUGGGCUGGGGCUGAAUAUGAACCCUGGAAGCUGA